Lathyrus oleraceus (garden pea) is the source of this 1353-nucleotide messenger RNA. RefSeq lists its product as uncharacterized. The record is from RefSeq and is a predicted model, not a curated record. Gene Ontology annotation, molecular function: nucleic acid binding. Gene Ontology annotation, biological process: DNA integration. Bases 1 to 1353 code for a protein of 450 amino acids. The transcript has 3 exons. NCBI's taxonomy places the organism in Eukaryota, Viridiplantae, Streptophyta, Magnoliopsida, Fabales, Fabaceae.
AUGAAGCAUUCUAAGGACAAGGGAGCAUAUUCCAAGGUUGAUGCUACUGAUGAAGUCAUUAUGGAUGUACAAAAUCAAGCACACAUAUCAGCUCCGUUAGAACGAGCCCUCACUGAUGAACUCAAUGUCCUCAACCUUGAGGAAGAAAAAGAAAUUAAGAAUUGCUUGAAAGAACUCGACGCAACAAGAGAAAUUCCUUUGAAAGAAGCAAAAAUUGAGGAGUUAAAAGAGGAAUCAAAGCACGAGAACAACAAACUUGAAGUGAAAAUGUUAUCGACACACUUGAAGCUAGAUAAAUACAAAUUUUUUCAUAUUAUACACUAUGCAAACAAUGUUUUGAAUGAUGCACAAGUUAAUUAUGCAACUACGGAAAAGGAAUUGCUUGCCAUAGUGUAUGCAUUGGAAAAAAAUUGGUCUUACCUCAUAGGUUUAAAGAUUGUUUGUUAUACUGACCAUGCAGCGAUCAAAUAUUUGAUCACCAAAGCGGAUUCCAAGCCUAGAAUAAUUAGAUGGAUGCUUCUGCUACAAGAAUUCGACCUAGAAAUACGAGACAAGAAAGGAACGGAAAACUUAGUAGCAGAUCAUCUAUCAAGGCUGAUAAAUCUUAAAGUCACCAAGCAAGAACGAGGAGUCCUUAAAGAAUUUAUAGACGAGAAGUUGAUUAUGAUUCAAGAAAUACCAUGGUUUGUAGAUCUCGCAAACUAUAAGGUAACUGGUAUGAUUCCUGAGGAUUUCAACUGGCAACAAAAUAAAAAGUUCCUACGUGAUGCUACUUAUUAUGUUUGGGAUGACCCGUACUUGUUUAAAAUAGGAGUUGGUGAUUUGUUGAGAAGAAGUAAAGAUUUUUUUCGUUGGGGUAUUGAUUUCGUUGGACCAUUUCCUUCAUUAUAUUCAAAUGAGUACAUCUUGGUGGCGGUAGAUUACGUGUUAAAAUGGGUGGAAGAAAUAGCAUCGCAAAAAACGGGUAGCAAAACAGUGAUAAAAAUCUUGAAGAAAAACAUUUUCACGCGUUUUGGAACACCAAGAGUUUUAAUCAAUGAUGGUGGGUCACAUUUCUAUAAUGCUCAGCUAGCAAGAGCCCUUGAGCACUAUGGUGUCAAGCACAGGGUUGUGACACUGUAUCAUCCUCAAACCAACAGGAAGUCAGAAGUUUCCAAUCGUGAAGUUAAGAGGAUCUUGGAAAAAAUAGUGUCAACAUCAAGAAAAGAUUUGUCAUUAAAACUGGAUAAAGCACUUUGGUCCUACCUUACAACAUACAAGUCACCAAUAGGCUCCACGCCUUUUCAAACGGUGUACGAAAAUGCUUUCCACCUACCUGUGGAAUUAGAACACAAGGCUUUUUGUAGGCAUUAA